AACGCCCGCACCACCGUGGAAGAGCGGCUAGUAGUGAACUGGUAUCCAAACGCGACGCGAUCGAGAGCAUCCCCCCGAAAAAAAAAAAACCAAAAACGAAACUACGACCGGGCAAGAUAUACCUAUAAGCUAUCUCUCUACCGAAACUACCGAAAAACAAAGAGUCCUCUGUGUUGGUUGCUGUUUUGUUGUGGUGCACGGUAUGCAAAAGCUGGCGAAAGACAUUGGAGUGGUUGAGUAGUGGUAGUCAAAGUUGAAAUUGUGCAAAACAAGAAGCAAAAGUAACAAAAAUCAAAAGUAAAAUAGACGACGAACCCUUAAAUGUGAGCAUCACUAGGCUGGGGUAGUGUGCUGGUUACGGUGUUAAGGACCUGCGUGCGAGCAGUAAUUACAAGCAAACUUCCUGGAGCACCUCAGGACUCCAUCGCAUAGCGAAGGCUCAUGCAUCGGCGAACUCGCGCUUGAGGCACCAUUCAACCAGGGUAACCAGUGCGAGCGAGCGGCUCACGGGGCUUGUGCGGGGACUCUUUCCCGGAAGCAGGAGGCAAGUGGUGGCAAUAAGGGGAAAAGGUAGUUACAUUUCGCCCAUAUCAGAGAAGCUGUCGGCAGCGCAGUACCCACACCCGACAUUUGGUGACUAUGAAAGAUCUGGUCGAUCUGCCAGCGACGCUUCACCAACUCAACAACCAGCGCCCGAUCAAGAGCAAGCGCAACCGAUGGAACGUGGCAAUAUCGGAGUUCGCCCGGCUGACGCAUAACCCGAUCCGUGCCAUCGUCGAGGGGCUGAACAUCCAGCCGAAUCCGAGCAAGCCGCUGAUAGCGCUCUCGAUAGGUGAUCCGACCACGUUCGGCAACCUCAAACCGUCGCAGGAAACGGUCGACGCGGUCCGGCAAGCGCUCGAGGACGGCAGCGGCAAUGGGUACGCGCCGGCGAACGGCCACCUGGAGGCGCGGGAAGCGGUCGCCCGGUACGUGCAGCACCAGGGGCCAGUGACGGCGGCGGACGUGAUCCUGUGCAGCGGGUGCAGCAGCGCGCUCGACCUCUGCAUCUCGGUGCUGGGCGGGCCGGGCCGGAACAUUCUGGUGCCGAAGCCGGGCUUCUCGAUCUACCGGACGCUGGCGGAGGGGUUCGGCAUCGAGUGCCGGACGUACGAUCUGCUGCCGGAGCGCAACUGGGAGGCGGACCUGGUCCAGCUCGAGCAGCUGAUCGACGAGCAGACGUGCGCGCUGGUCGUGACGAAUCCGGGCAACCCGUGCGGCAGCGUGUUUCCGCGCGCCCACCUGGAGGCGAUCGUGGACAUUGCCGAGCGGCACUUUGUGCCGAUCAUUGCGGACGAGAUCUACGAGCAUUUCGUCUUUCCCGGGCAGGAGUUCCACGCGGUCAGCACGCUGUCCCAGCGCGUCCCGGUGCUGUCGUGCGGCGGGCUGACCAAGCGCUUCCUGGUGCCGGGCUGGCGCAUGGGCUGGAUCAUCGUGCACGACCGGGACGGGGUGUUCGGGGAGGUGCGGCGCGGGCUGGCCAACCUGUCCGUGCGCAUCCUGGGCAGCAACACGCUGGUGCAGCGCGCCCUGCCCGCCAUCCUGGACAACACGCCGAACGACUUCUUCGACGAUCUGGUCGCGACGCUGCAUCGCCACGCUGAGCUGGCGUACAAGGGCAUCAAGCAGAUCCGGGGCCUCAACCCGAUCAUGCCCGGCGGCGCGAUGUACAUGAUGGUCGGCAUCGACGUGGAGCACUUUCCCGAGUUCGAGACGGAUCUACGCUUUGUCGAGGCGCUGGUCGCCGAGCAGAGCGUCUUCUGUCUGCCCGGCCAGUGCUUCGAGUACCCGAACUACUUCCGCCUGGUGCUGACCGUGCCGGAGGAGAUGAUCGUCGAGGCUGUGAAGCGGCUGGAGGAGUUCUGCGAGCAGCACUACAAGCUGGACAACGAUCUGCUGCUGCAGCAGCAGAACGGCCUGCUCAACCAGAUGACGCAGCUGUGAGUGAGGGAAAUCGAGGGGAAAUGGAAAUGGGGAGGAGUUGAGUGAGUGAGGGGCGGAAGUUAAUACCGGACCCGCUCGGUGUAAUGCGAUGUAGCUGUAAGGUAUAUAUCUUUUUUCUAUCUUGGGAAAUAAAGGUGGAUAUUUUGUCUCUUUUGUUUUUGUA
Molecule: messenger RNA, 2146 nt
Organism: Anopheles coluzzii
Lineage: Eukaryota; Metazoa; Arthropoda; Insecta; Diptera; Culicidae
Gene: Tat
Product: tyrosine aminotransferase
Exons: 3
Coding region: 640-1983 (447 amino acids)
Biological process (GO): aromatic amino acid metabolic process; biosynthetic process
Molecular function (GO): L-tyrosine:2-oxoglutarate transaminase activity; pyridoxal phosphate binding
Source: RefSeq, a predicted model, not a curated record